AUGGGCUCUUCGCCAACCACCACCGAGCCUGAGGCUAUUGUGGCCUUCAAUUCAGAGAACCUGUCUGCCGAUGAACUGGAACUUCGCGCUCAAGGUCACAUAGGGGAAUUGCCACGUCAGUUCGGGAUCUUGUCCACCUUGUCUCUUGCCUUCACCAUCACCAAUUCCUGGAUUGCCUACUCGGCCGUGUUUGUCAUCCCUCUCAUUGCCGGCGGAGCAACGUGUGUUGUUUGGAGUCUAGUGAUUGGUUUUGUGGUAUGCAGUAUCAUCACCCUGGGCCUUGCCGAACUGGCCAGUGCCUAUCCGACUUCAGGGGGGCAGUACCACUUCUCCUUCAUGGUCACCCCUCCAAGAUACAGAGCGGCAGUCUCAUACACGAUCGGCUGGGUGAGUGUCUUUUCCUGGUGGAUGCUGGCAUGCGGUUCUGCCAUCUUCUGUGCACAAGCCGUCGCUGCCAUGGCUGCUGUCUACCACCCGAACUUCGCAGCCACACAGUGGCAAAUCUAUCUCAUCUACGUGGCACUUACGAUUCUCUCCACGGCUUUGAUAACGCUGUUUCCCAAGCAACUACCUCGGGCGGAGAUUGCUUGUUUCUGGCUCUCCAUCAUCGGAUUCAUCGUAUCAACAAUUACCGUGCUGGCGAGAAGCGACCACAAACAGACCGGUCGGACGGUCUUCGCGGACUGGAAGAACAAUAGUGGCUGGAUCGAUGGAGUUGCAUUCUUUAUCGGCGUUGGCCAGGGCAUGUUCGCUUUCAUUGCUCUUGACGCGGCCACCCAUGUCUCUGAAGAAAUGCCCAAUCCAAGGAGAAAUGUACCUCGCGCCAUGGGCCUGACUAUGGUUAUCGGGAUGAUCACUGGCUUUGUGUGGACCGUCGCAUUCCUCUUCUCCGCCACCGAUCUUGACGAGGUCAUGAACAGUCCAGCGCCGUACUUGACCGUGUUUUUCCAGGCGAUUCACAACGACUCAGCGGCUCUUUUCUUUACUGUCUGGCUGUUUCUGGCGUACGUUUCGGCCACCAUCUCCUGCUACGCAACGUCCGGACGCCUCGUCUGGGCCUUUUCCCGAGACAACGGCCUACCCUACAGUGAUUUCUUCAGCAAAGUCCACCCCACAUUGAAAGUGCCGGUGAACGCAACUGUUUUGACCUGCAUCUUCGCCAUCUUCUACGGUCUGAUCUACAUCGGGUCCACCACCGCAUUCAACUCCUUCCUGUCGAUAUCCAUUCUGGGUCUGAAUGCCACAUACACGGUUCCGCAGGCCAUUGUUGCGUUCUGCGGUCGUGACAAAAUCUUACCGCCUCGACCCUUUGCGCUGGGAAAGUGGACGGGGCUGUUCUGCAACAUAUUCUCCAGCCUCUGGGUCGCCAUGUACAUGGUGUGGUUCUGCUUUCCCACCUUUCUCCCCGUAGAGGCUCAGAGCAUGAACUACCUGAGUGUGAUCGCGGUAGGCGCGCUCUUUUUCAUUGGGUUGAGUUGGUUCCUGGGCAAGCGCAAGACAUUCACCGGCCCCAAGGUGGUGGUCGAAGGUUUGCACCUUUCGACGAGCCACAACGCCCAAACAUUCGAGGCCGUUGAAGGAAGCGAGGGGGGUCUGAAGGGUCGGUGA
This is a messenger RNA of Exophiala spinifera, 1608 nucleotides long. RefSeq lists its product as uncharacterized. Gene Ontology annotation, molecular function: transmembrane transporter activity. The transcript has 3 exons. Gene Ontology annotation, biological process: transmembrane transport. Gene Ontology annotation, cellular component: membrane. The coding region runs from base 1 to 1608 and encodes 535 amino acids. The record is from RefSeq and is a predicted model, not a curated record. Lineage: Eukaryota; Fungi; Ascomycota; Eurotiomycetes; Chaetothyriales; Herpotrichiellaceae.